AUGGCUGAGUAUGAAGCAUACAUCAUGGGUCUAAAAAUGUCUAUCAAUAAGGACAUUCAAGAGUUGCUGGUAAUCGGAGAUUUAGAUUUGCUGAUUCAUCAGGUACAAGGUGAAUGGUCCAUGAAGAAUUCAAAGAUUGCACGGCAUACUCUAAGGUUGCAGAAUGAUUUUGCUGAUGCUCUUUCUACUAUUUCCUCAUUGAUCAAACAUCCGAAUAUAAGUUACAUUAACCCUCUAGAGGUAUAUUUGAAAGAACAACCCGCUCAUUGUUCGCAUGUCGAAGCAGAACCAGAUGGAAUACCUUGGUAUUUUGACAUAAAGAAAUAUCUAGAAAUUGAAACUUAUCCAGAUAAUUCGACUUUCAAUCAAAAGAAAGCAAUACGUCGAAUGGCUAAUAAUUUCUUUCCAAGUGGAGAACCCUUUAUAGGAGGACUCCAGAUAUGGGACUUUUCAAAUGUGUCGAUGCCAUUGAAGCUACGAAGCUUCUCGAAUAGAUUCAUGCGGGAGUUUGUGGAACUCAUAUGA
This is a messenger RNA of Solanum dulcamara, 525 nucleotides long. RefSeq lists its product as uncharacterized. The record is from RefSeq and is a predicted model, not a curated record. The coding region runs from base 1 to 525 and encodes 174 amino acids. The transcript is spliced from 2 exons. Gene Ontology annotation, molecular function: nucleic acid binding; RNA-DNA hybrid ribonuclease activity. Lineage: Eukaryota; Viridiplantae; Streptophyta; Magnoliopsida; Solanales; Solanaceae.